Molecule: messenger RNA, 2016 nt
Organism: Porites evermanni
Lineage: Eukaryota; Metazoa; Cnidaria; Anthozoa; Scleractinia; Poritidae
Source: the annotation of a GenBank genome assembly
AUGGAAGAGGCAGGAAAAUGGAAGCAAUUUAGUUUGUAUUCUUCGAAAAAGCUGUUGACAGAGUCCACUAACAGAUACACGAAAAAGGAAAAUCACUUACGUCAAGGAUUAUAUUUUAAGAAUCGAAGUGCCGAGCUCAGGUGUAGCAAACCUCAACCGACUGAGCAUACAUCUAACAAAGGUAAGUUUCUUUGAAAGUUGAAUCUGUAAGAAUUACUCAAGGUUUUGGUGUUCAUUCUAUACUCAUUGACAGAACACUGUUGAACUGAAAAAGGCUAAUGCCGUAUUUCCUCUCCCAACCCAUUCCCGGCCCAUUCCCAGUGACCUGAGUGGCCAAAACAAACGUAAAUGGUUUCAUCGCGCGUCAAACGGUUGAAAGAAACGUAGAAUUAAAAGGAAAACUGGUGGUUACGAUCUAGAAAUUAGCCAAUUGGUUUAAAUGGACAAAAAGAAAUAAUGCAAGAUUCAUUUUUCAGGAUUUUAAUGAAGUGCUCCAGCGUUUGAAUAAUCUUUAAAGUGGUAGAUAAAAGUAAAAAGGUGGGCCUUGGUCUGGUGGCUGGUGUUAAAGACCGUUUACUGGAUGUAUAACUCAGUGAGGUUAUAGAACAGUCGAAUGUUAAGCUUUAACGUUUAAUCGCCGGGCGAUUGAAUUUCAAUUGAGUUUGCACUCCAGACAAACUACCAUUUAGAUCAGCUGUAAAUGAUGAGGCCGGGGCUGGAAGAGAAGCCAGGGGAGUACACUGAUCCCAUCAGUUCCCAGCGUAGAUUUUGUUUGGGUCCCUCUGAUCCGUUUUCACUGAUCAGGGAUGCAAUCCCAUUUCCCAGGGCAUGUCAGUGUUCAACCAAGCCUCAGUCCCCAACCAACUCAAACCCUUGAUUCAAGUAAUUCAAUAAAAAAAGCCCGUUUUAACAAUCUAUUCAGGUUCCAAUGAACGCAUUUUGUAGUUAUGUCUUCUUUAUUUUUAUACUCCUAUAUUGUUUUACGUUAUUCUUCAACAGUUACAUGAUGAAGCUGCAACUGGCGGCCUUGAUUCUGUUAGUCACUAGUCUUGUGAUAACGGAAGCAUACUUUCUUCGUCUCCACAACCACAUGCCUGCUAAUUCCCGCAAACGAGAAUCGAUUUUGGAAAAGAAAAGAAUUUCAGAUAGCAAGUUUGAAGGUAAGUUUACUGUCAAGAUUAGCGCUAUUAGGGGGAUCGAGAAACCUAAAAAAACCAUGGUACUGACAUCCGCCGGAGUCACUAGAGAUGAUGCAUGUAACGGAUACCAGGAGUAUGAAAUAUAUACCGGCAGUGAUUUCCAGCAAUAACAAUUUCCUGUCUGACUCCCUUAAUAGCCCGAGAAGCCAGCGAACAAUAUUCCCACCGUGCUACAAUUAGCCUAUUUUCACAGGUUAUUAAUAAAUUAUUGUCAAAAAAGAAAAACAAAAGAGUAGAGAAGAGGAAAUGGUUCAUUUACACUUUUUUUACCACCAAUUGUUUAUAUAUACAUGAUAAUCAAAGUGAUGGCCAAAGUACUAAAACUGAAAGAAAACUCUCUAUCAGAGAAAAAUGAAAGUGUCAAGAAUUGAUCACGAAGUAUUAAUUGAUGACGACACUAGUUUUAGGUCCAAUGUGGUGAUCCGAACCAGGCAAAGAUUCAACCUUUUCUAAGACAAAUGCACUAGGGCGUACCUUUCUGAAUAUUGGUCCUAGCGGCCAUCCCAGGCAUGACCUUCUUAAUCAAAAUUCUUGGGUUUUUCGACAGUGGGUUGAAACUACUAAAAUUAAUGCCGUGAUUAAAGUUUACGAGGAGCAGAUAGCUAGCAGAAAGGAAUCGUUCUGUGUAUUUUGAUUUUCGAUGUCAGAAAUUUCAGCGAAUUCUAGUGAAUAUAGUUAUCAAACUGUAUUUUUAAAAUCUAAAAACUUAUUUUUUCUACCAGGAGAAAUAAACAAGAGAUUGUGGCCAUGGAAGGCGUCAAAGGACGAAACCUGGAUACGGAAAUCGGUUAACGACAACAACUGGCCUUGGACCUAA